AUGAGUAAAACAAACAACUCACGAAAAAUUAAUGAAAAUGAGCUCAACUCAGUUCAGCUUAUCUGCCUUAUUUAUGAAUUUAUCAUGACGAAAUAUUUGACGAAAGUAUGUGAAACGCCUGUUAUGGAUGGAAUAAAAGGAAAAUUUCUUGUGAAAAAUGUAGAUGAAGAAGGAAAUCGAUUCAGUGAAUUGAUAGACUGA
Molecule: messenger RNA, 201 nt
Organism: Clunio marinus
Lineage: Eukaryota; Metazoa; Arthropoda; Insecta; Diptera; Chironomidae
Source: the annotation of a GenBank genome assembly